CCUCUGUUCCAAUACAUGUUCACUUUCCAGGCUUUCACAUGCCACGCACGGUGUGCUCUGAAUCAACUUAGUCUGGCAAAUCAAACUGAAAUGGGAGAAGAAACAAGUCCACGCGCCAACUCUUCUUUUUUCACUACCAUUGGUUCAUCAGUGAUACCGACUAUCAACAAGUUGCAAGAUAUUCUCACUCCGGUCUCUGGCGAGUUGUCCAAGAUAUCCCUGCCUCAGGUGGCGGUAGUUGGAAGCCAGAGCAGCGGUAAGUCCAGCGUGCUUGAAGCGCUUGUCGGCCGCGACUUUCUGCCACGUGGCUGCGACAUUUGCACGCGACGACCGUUGGCUUUGAUGCUCGAGAACCGGCCGAGGAAACCGGAUGAUGACGGUAGAGAGUGGGCCGAGUUUCGUCACUUGCCGGGAAAGCGGUUCUAUGAUUUUACUACAGUGCGCCGAGAAAUUUUGGCGGAGACUGAUAGAGAAGCAGGACGGAAUAAGGGAGUUUCGGAGAAACAGAUUGGGUUAAAAAUAUCUUCUCCAAACGUGCUUAAUAUGACAGUCAUUGAUUUACCUGGAAUCACUAAGGUUCCUGUUGGAGACCAGCCCAGUGAUAUAGAAACGAGAAUUAGACGAAUGAUAAUGGCCUUUAUCAGGCAAGAAAAUUGUAUUAUAUUGGCAGUUAGUCCAGCCAAUUCUGAUUUGGCUACUUCUGAUGCACUUCAAAUGGCCAGAGAUGCUGAUCCAACUGGUACUCGUACAAUUGGUGUAAUCACAAAGCUUGAUAUAAUGGACAGAGGAACUAAUGCUUGUAACUUUCUGCUUGGAAAAGUUGUUCCACUUCGCCUCGGUUAUGUUGGGGUAGUGAAUCGAUGUCAGGAGGACAUUAAUAAAAAUCGAAGCAUUAGGGAAGCACUUGCAUAUGAGGAGCAGUUCUUCCGUGAUAAUCCCGAGUAUAGUGGUCUUUCUGAUCGUUGUGGUAUUCCAAAAUUAGCAAAGAAGCUGAAUCAGAUUCUGGAGCAGCAUGUCAGAAUGGUUCUUCCAAGUUUAAAGGCCGAGUUGAAUUCACGUUUGACUGCUGUUGCAAAAGAGCUGCAGAAAUAUGGAAAAGUUGUGGAAUCAAAAGCUGAACAAGAAGCUAUUUUGUUGAGCAUUCUGGCAAGAUACAGUGAAGCUUUUUCUGCAAUGGUGGAUGGAAAAAGUCAGGAGAUGUCAACAAAAGAGUUGUCUGGUGGAGCAAGGAUCCGUUACAUUUUUCAGUCAAUUUUUGUAAAGACACUGGAGGAGGUGGACCCAUGCCAAGAUCUGAGUGAUGAUGAUAUUCGGAUGGCUAUUCAAAAUGCCACUGGUCCAAGAAAUGCAUUAUUUGUGCCAGAAGUCCCAUUUGAAGUUCUUGUUAGGAAGCAAAUUGCUCUAUUGUUAGAUCCUUGCCUUCAGUGUCUAAGAUUUGUCUAUGAUGAACUAAUUAAGAUGAGCCGUGCAUGUGAGGUAACCGAAUUGCAAAGGUUUCCUGUUUUGAGAAGGCGUCUAGAUGAUGUCAUGGGAAAGUUUCUGCGUGAUGGUGUAAGACCAGCUGAGAAAAUGAUAGGAAAUCUUAUUGAGAUGGAGAUGGAUUAUAUAAAUUCUUCUCACCCAAGUUUUAUUGGAGGGAGCAAAGCUAUAGAAAUCGCCAUGCAGCAGUUGAAGUCAUCUCAGGAUGGUAUGGAUGCUGAAAGGUCACUCACAUCUGAGAUGGCCCAGAGGCCUCGGACUGUUCUCCAUAAAUCAAUAAUGAAUGGUGUUUUAGCUACCCAGGGAACUCGUUCUCAAUCAAAUAAUCAGAAAGCUGCAUCGGCAGUUGGCAAUUCAUCUUCACGGACUUGGGGCUUUUCAUCAUUAUUUGGGAGCAGGGCCCAAUCUGGAGAGAGUCCAGCCAGUGAAUCUCUCAGUGAAACUCUCCAUAAUGGGGAGCGGUUACCAUCUGCUAUCCAACUAAGAGAGCCCCCGGCCAUCUUAAGGCCACUUGAAAUGACAGAGCAUGAAGCAGUGGAAAUACAUGUAACCAAAUUGCUCUUGCUGUCUUACUAUGACAUUGUCAGAAAGAACAUUCAAGACUUAGUUCCAAAAGCCAUAAUGCACUUUUUGGUCAAUCAUUCCAAAAGGAAACUUCAUAACACCUGCAUUCAAAAACUGUACAGAGAAAACCAUGUUGAAGAGCUGUUACAGGAGCAGGAUGAGGUUGCUGCUAUCAGAAAACAUACACGGGAAGCAUUCCUUGUCUUGCAACAAGCUGUCCAGACACUUGACAAAGUGGAAUCAGAUGUUUCAUCUGGAACUUUGAAUUCGAACUCUGGUGUUGAAGCUCCCAGCGGAUUAUCAAAGAUCUCAGCUUACAACACAUGGUCCCACCCAAGAACAAAUGGUGACAGUAGAUCCUCAUAUGAAUCAUCAUACAGAAAUGCUAAAGCUCAAAGAUUAUUUUAUUCAGAGGAGGUGUCAUUUCCUGACAACUCAGCAUGAUGGAGGGCAAAAACUAUCAGACAUGGUGUGAGGUAUCCAAAUUCUGAGUAAGCCAGAGACUGUUAGGCUGAUCAUCUGAAAAUAGCCUAAUCUCAAGGUGUACAGGUGAUAUAUACGGCAAAAGUUAGCUAACUACACACGCUUAGUGCUUUAGAAAAGGAUUUAGAGCUUUUCUAGGUAAAGUUAUUGUUUCCUAUUUGGAAGAGAUAUGGCAUUGUGAUAUGAUAUGCUUGUAUGAGCUUCCGAACAAUUUGGAUACAUAUAUUGCAUAAAACUAUUCCUUGUA
Mangifera indica (mango) is the source of this 2773-nucleotide messenger RNA. Its product is annotated as dynamin-related protein 3B-like. Lineage: Eukaryota; Viridiplantae; Streptophyta; Magnoliopsida; Sapindales; Anacardiaceae. Gene Ontology annotation, molecular function: GTPase activity; microtubule binding; GTP binding. The record is from RefSeq and is a predicted model, not a curated record. The transcript has 21 exons. Gene Ontology annotation, cellular component: membrane; cytoplasm; microtubule. The coding region runs from base 16 to 2487 and encodes 823 amino acids.